Molecule: messenger RNA, 297 nt
Organism: Botrytis deweyae
Lineage: Eukaryota; Fungi; Ascomycota; Leotiomycetes; Helotiales; Sclerotiniaceae
Exons: 1
Coding region: 1-297 (98 amino acids)
Source: RefSeq, a predicted model, not a curated record
AUGCCGCUGCUGGAAGAUGAAUCCACUACGGUUGAGAAUGACAAGUCGACAUCAGAAAUCGUAAAACUAUCAGACCGCGACAAAGCUAGACAGGAGAGAAUAAAGAAACGAGAGAAACGAAAAGAGGAGGUUUUGUUAAUUGUGUAUGGCAUCAAGAGCACAGAAGUGGAGCAAACGAAAGCGGAUGAAAAAUAUGGAAACUUUCCUUGUGCGCAACCAAGCCCUCUGAGGAAAUGUUGGACUCUUGUUGCGGAGGACAGUAAGGUACCCGAGGGUGGGGGCGAGGGUAGUGAUUGA